GUCCGUUCGCCAUGCUUUCAUAAAACUUGAACUACUCAAUCUUGACCGGUCUUCAUCAAGUGUAAUGGCAACUAUGCAAUCGUUGAAAGACAGUCGCGCGACGACUUCCUGCACCGAAUGCCAACGGAGGAAACAAAAGUGCUCGCGAGAAUGGCCCUGCAAUCAUUGCCAGGCACGAAAAGUUCCCCAUCUUUGUCAAUUCUCGGUCAAAAGAGGGCAGCAGGAGCCUUCUCCAGAGUCGUCUCGUGAAAAUUCGGCCUCCAGCACCAAAGGCACAAAAAGAAGCGCUCCCGACUCUGCAGAGCCCCAAUUUCUAUCGCAGGAUGGCGAGCAGGAAGAGCUCGAAGAUGGGCUGAAAGCGUGGGGGUACAUGCCUGGCCAUGUCCACUACAAAGUCGGCACAGUGGAAGAGAACGGUCCGCGGAAAGACUCACCGACAGAGAGCUCCGUUACGACGGACGUUCUCGAGAGAGUUCUUUCAGCCGUUCCACCAAGAUCAAUAACGGAUGCGUUUGUUAACCACUUCCUCAAUGUCGUCAACUACCGCUACACCGCAAUAUAUGGGCCAACAUUAGCCGAACAGUAUGUCCAAUGGUGGGCAGAUCGCGCUGCCGGCAAGCAACUUUCUCCAGAAUUCACCUGCCUGCUCCUGAGGAUCUGCGCGUACUCAGUGCAGUACCUCACACCUGCGCUCCGCAAAAUGAUUGAGUUUGAGUUGGCUUGCAAUUGCCAGACUCUGACCGACCGGUUCUCCGACGCAGCGGAAGAACUGAGCCGGAGUUUUGGCGCAGCAAGAACAAGCGUUGAACGCGUGCAAGAGCUGUUUCUAAAGUGCGUUUGGUUGAAGGCUGAGUCGAAGAUAGUGGAGUCGUGGCAUGCGCUUUCGCGCACAAUUCGAGAAGCACAAGAGCUGGGCAUCGAUAAAGAUGGGGGUAUUGAAGGCCUGUGCGAGUUCGAUAUAGAGAUAAGGAGACGUCUUUGGACGCUGCUGUACAUCUGGGACUGGCAAAUGUCGGCAUGGCUCGGCCGUCCAAACCUCAUCGACCAAAAGAAUCUCGACUUCAAAUUCCCCAAUCUACGGCUCGACCAGUCGACCACGGAGCCCAACCUGCUAUCACCCUUUGCACACAUCGCCCUUCAAGCAACCCUCGGUCGUAAAAUUGCCGCUACUAUGGGAAACGCCCAGUCUGAACACGCUCUCUCGGACAAGCAGGUCUUGGCGAUAGAAGCGGAAUGCGAAAAGUUCAUCGAGGAACUACCCCCCAUCUUCCGCUUCACAGACCCCGACACAUCAUUCGAUGAGUCCCAUCCUUUCUUCGUGUUCCAGCGCUGUCAGCUACAUUGCGUUAUCUUUGUGACGAUGCUCAACUUCUUCAAGCCGUACCUGACCCGAGAACGGCGAGACGCGAUAGUCGACCAAGACGACGAGUUCCGGAAGAAAGGCGUAGAUAUCGCGUUGCGCUUACUGAAAGUAGCGCGCCAACUCUUCGACCACGAGUUCCCCAUCAACGCCAAAUUCCACAUGGUUGUCUUUGCGAUCUUCGACACGGCGACCUUGCUUUGCUCCGCCAUCAUCCACGACCGCGAGCAUCUCCUCCCUCAUCGCGAAGAGAUCUUUGAUGCUAUCGAAAGCUCUCUGGAUAUGCUGCAUCAACUCAGCGGGACAACGAAACUAGGCGCUACGUCCUACAACUUCCUCUUCAAGCUCGUGCAGGCCACACCAGAACUUUCGCGGUACUCAUCAGCCAGCAAGCGGCAACGACAAACUUCUUCCUCGGUACCUACAACGACACCGCCGGUGCCGGCGCAUGAACCUGCACCUGUUGCGGUCAUGCCGCCAGUGAAGAACACGGCGCCUCCGGAGCCGACUGCUGCAAUAGGACUUUCUACUGCUAGUGAUGUUCCGGCGAUGACGAUCUCGGAUGAGCUUUCGUUCGAUAUCGAUCAGUUUCUCGCCCAGAACCCCUUUGGCACGGUCGGUGAUCCGGCUGCUGUCGACAUGGGCGGCAUGGAGCAGAUUUGGGACUGGCAGGAUCUACAUAUAGACGUGUACGCGCAGGGAGAACCGGAUGGUUGGAAUGGUACCGGUGAUGGAUCUUGACGAUACCACCUAUGGAACCUUACCAAUGGGUGUCACUCCCGGCAUCAUCUCGAGUGCGAAGCUACGGCUUCUGGGAGGCGAAAAACAAGAACAGAUUAUCAGAUCUGUAGCAUAUGGCCAAACGUUCGGUACCCCCUAGGCACUGCGUGCUACUGUGGUAGGCGCUGGGCUGGAUUCGAUUCAGUAGCAGACGAAGGGGGGUGUCGCGCGACAUUUGUUCGCAAAUUUUGAUAGCGAGCGAGUCAUCAGCUCGUGGGCAGUACCGUAAUCAUCGUGCGCCUGGUUUCUCGGGACUCUCUUUCUACAUUCAGCACACGUGUUAGCUUUUUCGACAGAUAGCAAGCCAAGUAGUAAUAAUAUCGUACCUUACUUGUA
Alternaria rosae is the source of this 2476-nucleotide messenger RNA. RefSeq lists its product as uncharacterized. Gene Ontology annotation, cellular component: nucleus. Gene Ontology annotation, biological process: DNA-templated transcription; regulation of DNA-templated transcription. The coding region runs from base 65 to 2101 and encodes 678 amino acids. NCBI's taxonomy places the organism in Eukaryota, Fungi, Ascomycota, Dothideomycetes, Pleosporales, Pleosporaceae. Gene Ontology annotation, molecular function: zinc ion binding; DNA binding; DNA-binding transcription factor activity, RNA polymerase II-specific. The record is from RefSeq and is a predicted model, not a curated record. The transcript is spliced from 6 exons.